GCUCUCCGUCUCAACGCAACCCACAUACACCGACUCUCUUCUAGGCUCCAUUUUUUUGGGCAAGCAAAUGUUCAAAUAUCCACCUCGCUUGCUGGGCCGUCAACUGUAGCGCGGUCGAAUUGUUGCUCAAUCGUGCUGAACGAUUCUCUGAGGUUCAACGUACGUUAUAAGGGCGUGCUCCGAAUAAUCACCUUACGGACCUUGCGAGGACCCAGGAAACCCAGUCUCGGAUUCUCAAGGACAAUCGUCGACUAUUCCCAUCAUUUGGCCAGUGAAACGCUGCCGGUCUGACGCUGCCUGUUCUUUGCUUGACAUUUCAUUUUGCUCAUCUGUACUCCGUACAUUGCCAUACUAACCGCAGCCACUGCCCCAUUUUCCACAUGAUUCCUGCUCAUUUCAAGAAUAUCUCCAUGUGGCCGCUGGUGAUGCACCACUGCAAAAGCUGCGGCUAUGAAACGCCUGUUGCCUAUACAGCUUCCGUCUUCUCAGAGCCUCAGUAUUGCAACCACGUACAUAUACAGACAUCUUUCCCUUUUCCGCUACACUGGCUGACUAUUCACUUCGUGCAGUGCGACUCCGCGUCCAUCGGGGUAUCGAUCCGUGCUGAAAGCGAGCUUGUGAAGAUGCAAGCAGCAGACAUGCGGCAGCAAGACGAGUUGGCGGGCCUCUUUGCUCGCACGAUGACCUUUUCGAACCCGACUCCGCCGCCGGAGGAGAAGCAACAACCAAAGCCCCCGAGUGAAGAGCCAAGAAAGAUAUAUGCCAGCAUGCACUAUGUUCCGCCUACCUCCUUCUCUCUCCAGACACCCCAGUCAUCCCCCGAGCCAGAGACAAGACCGCUGUCAGACAACGAGAUCGCAGAAAUGCUAGUGCAGAACGGCAUAGACCCCCAUUCACUUUUCCCAUCACAGGUAUCAUUAUUCCGCAACGCAGAAGCAGAUCAGCGAAACAGAUUGAUGGAGCUUUGGCGGAUUUCACCGCCAAAUUUGGGUGCCUACGACAUAGCGAAGGAGCAGGCCACUUGGUUGGAAACGACCCUGCAAAGGGAAGAGGAGGUGGCACGGCUGAAAUACGAAAGAGCGGUCAUAGAGGCGCAGGGCAUAGGUUCGCCUCAUGAUGCCAUUGCUGCUGUUGACCAGAUUAGCAGGCCCGCAUCGGCUCCUGAAGCACGUUCACCACCGGCCACAUCGGGUUUCGGUGCGUCUACUGCCGAGCCGUACAUGACAACUGGGUAUGAGAUGCUCGCACAGCGAGAGUAUGAUCGGAGCGAGGGGCUCUACUCCGAAUCGGCGACCUACAGGCAAGCUACCGAUCCGGCUUACCGAGGCGGUGGUAACUGGAACAAGAACAUGCAGGACAUGGAGAACAGUUACGGUGCUUAUGCUGCUGCUAGAGAGCAGAGCGGCAUGGCAAGCCUUAAUGGAUUGGAUGAGGACAUGGUCAUGUGACAAAGUUCUACAACGCUCCAGAGAUCUAUCCGUUAACGACGUCCUUCAAGUGCAUACACACGCGGACACAGCGUUGUUUCCUUUGUUCGUUUUUGAAAUGGAAAAUUGCAUGAUCUCGUUUGAGAGCUUUUUCUGGGUUACACGGAGGACGACGUACAGACUACGAUACCCCCACACUCACAUAGCAGAAAAUGCAUACUUAUAUCUCUGAUCUUUCAGGGAGUUUGACUAGUCCAAGAAUCUCGAAACCCAUCAGGCACUUCUUUACGCUCACGCCCCUGGCACGAGCAUCAUACUUUUAGCCAAGAAAGCGUAGGGCAUGG
Molecule: messenger RNA, 1771 nt
Organism: Verruconis gallopava
Lineage: Eukaryota; Fungi; Ascomycota; Dothideomycetes; Venturiales; Sympoventuriaceae
Exons: 1
Coding region: 381-1448 (355 amino acids)
Source: RefSeq, a predicted model, not a curated record